GUUCAAUUUUCACAGGCAUACAAUGGGCUCAUGAGGUAUGAGAUUGUGUACCUAACCUAAAUAUGUGUUAAAUUGCCGAAAAUAUAAUUAAUUGUGUUUAUAAAUAAAUAGUAGUUUGUAAUUAAUAAAAUAAUUAACUCGUCACAUAGUCUUAUGAUUAUAUAAAUUAUUAAUAAAUAGUAACAAUAACAAUAAAUAUAUAAGGUAAUAAACAAUGACAAUGUUGAAGCUGGUUGGAUUUUUACGAAAUGGACCAUCGAAACUUGGCCCGAGAUCAACAUCAUGCUGGUGCAUGUCAAAACAUAAAGUUAUGUCUAUUGCAUGCUCGAGUACAUCGACAGCCAACAAACCUGCUCCGAAUGAAACUAAACCCAUCAAAGAUAAGUCAAAGUUUCCAAUGGUGAAACUGGUAUUUAACGCACUGUCAGUCAACGAAAUAAGUGAUGACAAAUUCAAAGAAAAUGUGACAAGUGCUACGACGUUAGACGAACUGCUGCGUGUAUCGGAGCUGGCUCAUGGUAAUGAGCAACUGACGUUAAUUACUUCCACACUGAAACAGUGGGUUCAGGAAGACAAAGUAACUCGAAAAGAUAUCGAAAGUGAUCCGAGGUUUCAUCAGUUGCGCUCUAGAAUAAAACGUUCUGUCGACACGUGGGGCAGGAAGGAUUCUGCUCGUGCCAGCAAAGAGGCCGCGGCGCGUAGGGAACAUCUUCAAAAGAUGAUCGCUGGUAACGUUGAUUACAAUGACGAAAUCAGUAAAUUGAGUGUCAAGGAAGCUGUUGAUGCCUGGACUGGUUUGACAGCCAAGGGUUCAAGAGAGAAGCCAUUGCUGAGAGCUCUCGCUUCUCAUAUUGGCAACAAUCAUAAGGAACUCAACAUAAAACAAAGUGCUGAUGUGCUUUACGGCAUGGCCAAGCUUAACUUUCCGGAUGAUGUUCUGCUGAAGAAAAUUUGUCGAGAGAUCAUUAAAUCUGUUGAUCAAGUCAGUAAUAGUCCGAUUAUUGGGUCUAUUAUUACGUCUCUUGGUAUGCUGAGGUAUCGCAACGAUGCGUUGAUGGAUGAGUUGUCCCAGUGGGCGGUUAAAAAUAAAGAUACCAUAAGGACUCAGGAUGUCUGUUCAUUCCUGAUGACGUUAGCUACGAUAGGAUACAAACCCAUUAAUUCCGAUGCUUUUUUUAAUGAAUUGGUGUAUUCAUUAAAAGAAAUUGACAUGAUCAGACCAUCAGAAUGGUUGGACAUCGUCUGGGCUCUCACGACAUUGAAUCACGUGUCGUCCGAACACAUCAGUUCUGUGUUGAACGAUAAAUUUAUCAACAAACUCGGCGAUCGAGAUCAGGAGGUUCCACUGGUCAAGAAACAUAAAUUACUAAAUAUAAAUGCUACUGCUAGGUAUUUAAUAAAGCAUUACACAGGUCCGCAGUUACCUGAAAAUUCUUCGAUAUUUGAUGCGCCGAUUUCUAAAACUAAAGAUAAAGAAAUUUUUGUACGAGCAAUAAAAGAUACGCUGGCGACUCUCUUUCCUUCGAGAGAUCAUUUUCGAGAAGACAUUGACGAUGGAAUGGGUUUUUUAUUAGAUUUGGAUUUCUUUAUGGACAAAAAAUUGUCACCGAUACCAAUUGACCAGGUGUCAAACAAAGAAAACGUAAUGAGGAUAGCGAUUGUCGCAAAUUCCUAUCAAAAUUAUACUCGAGGUGAGUGCAUGUUGAUAGGACCAGUUCGAUUACACUAUCGAUUACUUCAAGCGCAGCAAUGCCGAAUACUUGAUAUUUCGUACGUAGAUUUCCACACAGAGGACAUUUUAUUAAAACGAGUAACUUAUAUUAAUGAUCGUAUUAAAUCUAUUGUUAAAUAGUGACUGUUAGUAUCAAAGUAUCAUUAUUGAUUAUCGUGUAAAUUUAAUAAAAAAAAAAAGUUUAACUUUUAUUUCUUAUCUUAUAA
This is a messenger RNA of Microplitis mediator, 1938 nucleotides long. RefSeq names its product FAST kinase domain-containing protein 4. Bases 215 to 1852 code for a protein of 545 amino acids. Lineage: Eukaryota; Metazoa; Arthropoda; Insecta; Hymenoptera; Braconidae. Gene Ontology annotation, biological process: regulation of mitochondrial mRNA stability; mitochondrial RNA processing. Gene Ontology annotation, cellular component: ribonucleoprotein granule; mitochondrial matrix. Gene Ontology annotation, molecular function: RNA binding. The record is from RefSeq and is a predicted model, not a curated record. The transcript is spliced from 6 exons.